AUGACUGACCACGCUGAUGAUUUGAUUGAUUAUGAGGAGGAAGAUGAAGUCAUGCAAUCUGAAACUAUCCAAUCUGAACAAUCUGAAAUCAAUGGUCAGGAGGGGAAUGAUGAUAAAAAAGAUAAGAAGGGAAGUUAUGUGGGUAUUCACUCUACUGGAUUCAGAGAUUUUUUAUUGAAACCGGAACUUUUGCGUGCUAUUGUUGACUGCGGUUUUGAACAUCCAAGUGAAGUUCAACAAGAAUGUAUCCCUCAAUCAAUUUUGGGAAUGGAUGUAUUGUGUCAAGCUAAAUCUGGUAUGGGCAAAACAGCAGUAUUUGUUCUUGCAACACUUCAACAAGUAGAACCUACACCAGGAGAAGUAUCUGUUAUUGUACUUUGUCAUACUCGUGAAUUAGCUUUUCAAAUUAGGAGCGAGUAUAGUAGGUUCAGCAAAUAUAUGCCAGAAAUCAAAACUGAUGUCUUCUAUGGAGGUAUUCCAAUCAGAGAGGACUAUAAAAAAUUUUCAAAUAAAGAUACCAUUCCACAUAUUGUGGUAGGAACACCUGGAAGAGUAUUGGCAUUGGUUAAUGAUGGUCAUCUUAAAGUUGGUAGCGUUAAACAUUUUGUGCUUGAUGAAUGUGAUAAAAUGUUGGAUCAAUUAGGUAUUUAA
Molecule: messenger RNA, 651 nt
Organism: Entrophospora sp. SA101
Lineage: Eukaryota; Fungi; Glomeromycota; Glomeromycetes; Entrophosporales; Entrophosporaceae
Source: the annotation of a GenBank genome assembly